This is a messenger RNA of Arachis duranensis, 3193 nucleotides long. RefSeq names its product tetrahydroberberine oxidase-like. The transcript is spliced from 4 exons. The coding region runs from base 1348 to 2949 and encodes 533 amino acids. Gene Ontology annotation, molecular function: oxidoreductase activity; FAD binding. NCBI's taxonomy places the organism in Eukaryota, Viridiplantae, Streptophyta, Magnoliopsida, Fabales, Fabaceae. The record is from RefSeq and is a predicted model, not a curated record.
UCCUUUUGACAUUUCUAAUUUUAAGUUUCUAUCUUAUCGGAUUGAUGUAACCAUUGAUCGGGUUUUGGAGAGGAUGCUUCAAUCUGAUGAAGUAAAACCAUGUCUAACUGUCUAAGAAAGAAGAUCGGAGUGAUGUUCUGAUCGUACCCAUUAAUUCAGUUACCGAAUGCAGCUAGAAUUCAGUAUUAACAAAGACAAGUUCAGGAGAUUCUGCACAUUGAGAUAAUGCAAUAUUCUGGUUCAACAACACCAUUUGUAUGUAUGAAUAAUGACAAGCUGUCAUCAAUAAACAAAUAGACAAGAAAGCCUUUGUAGAUGAAAUCUUGCAGCUGUGAAAGUUGGGUGGCUGAGCAGUUUGGGGUGAAGAAAUUCAGGAAAAUAGCUACUUGGAUGAAUUCAUGGAAGGUAUUCAUUCUUUUUCCCCCUUGAUAGCUAAGAGAUGUAAGAGAAGCCGAAGAUAGUAGAUCAUAAAGUCCGAAAACCAAAGGAACAAGUGGGCACAUUCUUCCCCCACUCAAGGCCACACUACUCUUUAUUUUCUCUUUUGCCAUCAUUUUGGAUUGGCCCAAUUUGAUUCUUGAUAAGCAGAUAAGGUACGUUAACCAACUCUGUUGGCUGGAUUCCGCAGUGUGGGGUAGUUUGUGUUUAUCCUCUCUCUAAUUAUCUACCCCUUCAUCAAUUAAUGCCACUCAUUCGCUGUUAAUUAUAUAAAUCUUUUCUGCUUAGUGGUGUACAAAUUUUGCUCCUAAUAACUCUUCAGCAUCAUGCUGAUGCUGGAUCCAACAUCGUGAUGAACGUGACUAAAUAAAGCAUAUAGCUUUCUACCAAAUAAUUGAAAUUUAUAAGUUCUGAGAACUGUUCAAGUUCUUAAUUAUUAGCUGCCUAUACAAUUAUGCUUACCCAAUCCUAUUCGCAGUUGUGCUAGUAUAUAACUAUGCAUUAGCUAUCAUUAACUUUAUUUAUCUACUCAUUUUGGACGGUAAUUUCGUAAGAAUGGCAGAGAGGAAAGAAAACCACUAACUCCAUAGUGCAGUCAAGGAAGCUUUCAAUGUCCCUUCACAGGAAUCAUAAGUGUGUCAUAAACAAAAGCUGAUGGAAAAUUAAAAAUAGAAAAAGAAGCAAGUAUAUUGUUUGAUCAGGUAACAGGAUUUCAUAAUGUCAUGUAAAAAGCGGUAUUAGAGGUCAUUUGUGUUUAUACAACACGUGAUAAUUUGUGUUGCUCACUUUUCUUAUUAGAAAAAUUCAUCUGAUAAUAGUGCUAAAUUUUGGGACAAAGCAGUCAAUUUAAAAAGCAGUAGAGUGGUGUUUCUGAAUUUGCAAUAACUCUGGUGCACAGACACCAACAAAAUGAAGGACCCAAGACCACAUUUUACUGUUGUCAUAAUUGUCCUUUUAUUUUCAUUCGUGUCUUGUGUGUCUCAUACUGAAGAAGACUUCCUUCAGUGUCUUCAACUUCAUAACUCCGCGUCAAUCUUUAAGCUUGUCUACACCAAAACCAAUUCCUCCUAUUCAUCUGUACUCAAGUAUUCUGUUCACAACCAUAGAUUUGCCACCAAAACAACCCCUAAACCCCUUGUCAUUGUGACACCCCGGCAUGCUUCCCAUGUUCAAGCCACCAUAAUUUGUGCCCGACGCCAUGGCUUGCAGAUUCGAACCCGAAGUGGUGGCCAUGACUUUGAGGGAAUCUCCUAUACUUCUCGAGUUCCAUUUGUUGUCAUUGAUCUCAUAAAGUACAGAAAAAUUGAGGUGGACGUAGAAAAAAGAACUGCAUGGGUUCAAGCCGGGGCAACUAUAGGUGAACUUUAUUAUAGAAUCAAUGAGAAAAGCAAAACUCUGGCUUUUCCAGCGGGUGUAUGCCCCUCUGUAGGAGUUGGUGGACACUUCAGUGGCGGUGGCUAUGGAUUCUUGAUCCGUAAAUAUGGCCUUGCUGCUGAUAACAUAGUUGAUGCUCACAUGAUUGAUGUGAAGGGAAGGCUUCUUGACAGAAAAGCUAUGGGUGAGGACCUUUUCUGGGCCAUUAGAGGUGGUGGUGGAGCAAGCUUUGGAGUCAUCCUAGCAUGGAAGGUCAAACUAGUUUCAGUUCCAUCAACCGUAACAGUAUUCAGAGUUAAAAGAACCUUGGAACAGAAUGCAACUAAGCUUAUUCUUAAGUGGCAGCUUGUGGCAAGUAAAAUUCAUGAGGACAUAACCAUUAAUCUCAUAUUGCAAAGGGUGAAUUCAAGUAAAAAGGGAGAGUUAACAACACAAGCCACAUUUGAAGCCGUGUUUCUUGGAGGUAAGGAUCAGCUCAUUCCCCUGAUGCAAGAAAGCUUCCCAGAAUUGGGUUUGGUCAAGGAAGAUUAUACCGAGAUGAGCUGGAUCGAAUCGGUCGUCUUCAUGACUAGAGUUGCUCGAUCCCUUGGUUAUUUGCUGCAAAGAAAUCCAACUUCAGUGCAAACUACUUAUAAAGCAAAAUCUGACUAUUUGAGACAUCCCAUUCCUGAAGAUGGGUUAGACGGAAUAUGGUCACUGUUCAAUGAAGAUGAGGGCAAAGGUGUAUUUAUGCAAUUGUUUCCUUUUGGGGGCAGAAUGGAUGAGAUUUCUGAGUCUGAACUUCCAUUUCCACACAGAUCUGGAAACUUGUGCUUAGUUCUUUACCUAGUUUUUUGGCAGGAAGAAGGGGAUGAAGCCGCACAAAGGAACAUCCAUUGGCUUAGAAGGCUAUAUAGCUAUAUGGAACCGCUUGUUUCAAAGUCCCCUAGAGCUGCAUAUGUCAACUAUAGAGAUCUUGAUAUUGGGGUCAAUAACAUUAAUGGCUACACAAGCUAUAAGCAAGCUAGCGUUUGGGGUGAGAAGUAUUUCAAGAACAACUUCAAUAGGUUGGCACAUGUGAAGACCAAGGUUGAUCCUCUUAAUUUCUUCAGGUAUGAACAGAGUAUACCUUCACUCGUGUCAAAGAGUCACAAAUAAAUAUUUUAAGAUCUAAAAUCUUGGAAUGUCAGCAGCAUAUAUAAUCAAAUAAGCUGCUUUAUUCAUUUGCUUGUGUAUCAGUGUAUGGAGGGUGUCCUUCUUCCAUAACAAUAUUAUUUCAGAGGCUACUUCAAUGCCUAAUAUAUAUUUUGCAUGAGGACCUUGAGAGCUUCAAGAUGGUUAUUUAUAAAAAAGAAAAAAUAUGUUUACUGUGUCCUAAAUUUUUCUUAUCCUGAAUCAAAAU